Molecule: messenger RNA, 1266 nt
Organism: Sorex araneus (European shrew)
Lineage: Eukaryota; Metazoa; Chordata; Mammalia; Eulipotyphla; Soricidae
Gene: TFB1M
Product: transcription factor B1, mitochondrial
Exons: 7
Coding region: 78-1115 (345 amino acids)
Biological process (GO): rRNA methylation; transcription initiation at mitochondrial promoter
Cellular component (GO): mitochondrial matrix
Molecular function (GO): rRNA (adenine-N6,N6-)-dimethyltransferase activity; mitochondrial transcription factor activity
Source: RefSeq, a predicted model, not a curated record
UUAGCGCUCCUGGGGCUCCCGGGCCGCCCGUGCUGUCUGAGCCGCGGGCAGUGGCGCCCACCCGCGCCUCCUGCGUCAUGGCAGCGUCUGGGAAGCUCAGCACUUUCCGCCUCCCGCCUUUGCCCACCAUUCGAGAAAUCAUUAAGUUGUUCCGAUUGCACGCCAUGAAGCAGCUCUCUCAGAACUUCCUGCUGGACUUGAGGCUGACAGAUAAAAUUGUGAAGAAAGCUGGCGACCUGACAAACGUUCACGUGUAUGAAGUGGGUCCCGGCCCGGGCGGGAUCACCAGAUCCAUUCUUAACGCCGGCGUGGCUGAGCUGCUGGUGGUUGAGAAGGACAGUCGGUUUAUCCCUGGGUUACAGAUGCUUUCCGAUGCAGCACCUGGAAAACUCAGGAUCGUCCAUGGAGAUGUGUUGACAUUUAAGGUAGAGAAGGCCUUCCCCGGAACUCUGAAAAGAAACUGGGAGGAUGACCCGCCGGAUGUCCAUAUUAUUGGAAACCUGCCUUUCAGCGUGUCCACGCCACUCAUCAUCCAGUGGCUGGAAAACGUUUCUCAGCGGGAUGGGCCCUUCACGUACGGCAGAACCCCGAUGACGCUCACAUUUCAGAAGGAAGUGGCAGAGAGACUCGUAGCCAGCACCGGCAGCAAGCAGCGGAGCCGCCUGUCCGUGAUGGCCCAGUACCUCUGCCACGUCCAGCACCUCCUGACCAUUCCAGGCCGGGCCUUCGUGCCCAAGCCAGAGGUGGAUGUGGGCGUGGUGCGCUUCGUCCCGCUGACCCAGCCCCGCAUCCAGCAGCCCUUCAAGCUGGUGGAGAAGGUGGUCCAGCACGCGUUCCAGUUCCGCCGGAAGUACUGCCACCAUGGGCUCGGGAUGCUGUUCCCGGAGGCGCGGCGCCCGGAGAGCACAGAGGCGCUGCUGCAGCGGGCGGACGUGGAGCCCACCCUGCGGCCCGCCCACCUCUCCGUCCCCCACUUCCAGCGCCUCUGCGACACCUACCGGGACAUGUGCGACCGGGACCCUCGCCUCUUUGCGUACAACUUCCGAGACGAACUCAAGCAGAAAAAGAGCCAGCCCCAGCCCAGAGAGGCCGGGGGUGGGAGUGACAGCCCGUAACGGGGACAGGGAGCUCACACCUGCUCCGACUCACUCCCCUGUCACGGGACACUCCGGUGGGGAAAAACAGGAUCAAGACACAGGCCCCCUGGGGGGCUGGAGCGACAGCACAGCGGGUAGGGCAUUUGCCUUGCACUCGGCCGACCCAGGU